Colletotrichum orchidophilum is the source of this 903-nucleotide messenger RNA. RefSeq lists its product as uncharacterized. NCBI's taxonomy places the organism in Eukaryota, Fungi, Ascomycota, Sordariomycetes, Glomerellales, Glomerellaceae. The transcript has 6 exons. Bases 1 to 903 code for a protein of 300 amino acids. The record is from RefSeq and is a predicted model, not a curated record. Gene Ontology annotation, biological process: transmembrane transport.
AUGUCGACCGACAAACCCCUCCCUUUCCAGUACCAGUUCGCUGCAGGCGCCAUUGCCGGCGUCUCGGAGAUUCUGGUCAUGUACCCUUUGGACGUCGUCAAGACACGAGUGCAACUCCAAACCGGCAAGGGCGUAGGUGCCGACCACUACAAUGGCAUGGUUGACUGCUUCCGCAAGAUUGUCCGCAACGAGGGCUUCUCAACACUCUACCGCGGAAUCACCGCACCCAUCCUCAUGGAGGCUCCCAAGCGUGCGACUAAAUUCGCCGCCAACGACGAGUGGGGAAAGAUCUACCGCAACCUGUUCGGCGCCGCAAAGAUGAACCAGUCCCUCUCCAUCUUGACUGGAGCCAGUGCUGGUGCCACCGAGGCCUUCGUCGUUGUCCCCUUCGAGCUCGUCAAGAUUAGAUUACAAGACAAGGCCUCUGCCGGCAAAUACACCGGCAUGCUCGACGUCAUCCGCAAGACCAUCGCUGCCGAGGGUGUCUUGGCCAUGUACAACGGCCUCGAGAGCACCAUGUGGCGCCACAUUGUUUGGAACGCUGGCUACUUUGGCUGCAUUUUCCAGGUCCGCGAGCUCCUCCCCAAGGCCGAGAACAAGGCCGGCCAGGUCACUAACGACCUAAUCUCCGGUGCCAUUGGUGGAACCGUCGGUACAAUCCUCAACACGCCCAUGGACGUCGUCAAGUCCCGCAUCCAGAACAGCCCCAAGGUCCCAGGACUGACCCCCAAGUACAACUGGGCUUGGCCUGCCGUUGCCACAGUUGCCAAGGAGGAAGGCUUCAGUGCACUGUACAAGGGUUUCCUCCCCAAAGUGCUCCGUCUCGGCCCUGGAGGUGGUAUCCUUCUUGUUGUCUUCACCGGCGUAAUGGAUUUCUUCCGCACCCUGAAGACCAACGCUUAA